AUGGCUCCAGAGCGCUACUCUUUGGCCGACGUGCUGUCGAUUGCCCGGAUCCAUCCCUUCUACUGUGAAGAUGUCCAGUACCCCCCUAACGCCGAUGCGAUCCAGGCUGCGCUCGAACAGUCGACCAAGGAGACGGCAACUUCCGACCUCCUAACACAGCCUUUACUUGAAAAGAAGUCUAUCUACAAGGCGGUCGAGCGGCUGGUGAAAGAUGCCAGCCCGGAGAACACCUACCGUCAGAGCUCAUAUAUGAGCAUCACCGGCGGCGGCGGCGGCGGCGUCCCCAUGUUGUUUGCCGUCGACGUGCACGAGAACCGUCAACAACGAAUGCAAAUGGGGAAAUUCCUCCGUCUUUGUCGCGUCAUCGACCCGAGAGACUGGGUGCUGUCGAUUCAUGUUGCGGGCGGAUUCUACCGGUCCCUGGAUCUCACGACGGAAAUCAUGGAGAAUGCCGGGGCGACUGUCCUCAGCGGCGGAAACAACAUGACGCUGCAGGAGAUCAUCCAGGCGCUGGUCCAUUAUCGAGUCAACGUAUUGACCGGCGACGGAAGCCAGGUCGUCCAAGUAAUCCACCACAUCUCGACCCUCCCGCCGGUAGAACGCGCUGGCAUCACGCUCAACAAGAUCAUCUAUACCUCAGAGCCCCUCACGCGCCCACAACGCGACCUCGUGCGCGCCACUCUUCCAGGGGUAGCGAUCUACUCCGUCAUGGGCAGCUCCGAGGCCGGGCCGUGGGCAAUCAGCAACCCUCACCUAACAGGCGAGGAAACCCUCGUCACGGACAGCAGCGGCACAGCGGACUUUGUCUUCGACACGCGCAACAUGCACAUCGAGAUCCUGCCGCAGACCCUCCUUACUGAGGGCGGCUCCUUAGGCAGCUUACACUCCCACCCGCUUCCCCUGGGCGAACCGGGAAUCAUCGUACAGACCUCCCUGCAGCGACUCCGCAAUCCCCUCGUCCGGUACAUCACCGGCGACAUCGGAUCGCUCCACCCCCUCCCCGAACCCGCCAGCGCCCUUAUCCCCGCCUGCGAGCGGCAGUACCUGCGCGUGCUGCGCAUGCAAGGCCGCGACCGCCGCUUCAGCUUCAAGUGGGACGGCUAUUACAUCGAGUUCGAGAACUUGAAGGCCCUCAUGCAGGCGGAGGGGUACGGUAUUCUUCAGUGGCAGGUGAUCCUGGACCAGCUCGAAGACUCGCUGCAGAGAACCCUGGAAGUGCGUCUCCUUCAGGCGCCGUCCGGGGAGCGGGGAAUCAUUGCGCGGGAGGAAUUGAUCAAGCGCGUGCGGGAUUUCUUUCUUGUCCUUCCGGAGAACGAGGGCCUUUUUCGGCUGGUCUUUGUGGACGAUCUGGAUGGGUUCGAGCGGAGCUCUACAGCUGGGAAGGUUAUCCACUUUAUAGAUCGGCAGCAUUGA
Molecule: messenger RNA, 1413 nt
Organism: Aspergillus thermomutatus
Lineage: Eukaryota; Fungi; Ascomycota; Eurotiomycetes; Eurotiales; Aspergillaceae
Exons: 2
Coding region: 1-1413 (470 amino acids)
Source: RefSeq, a predicted model, not a curated record